This is a messenger RNA of Brassica rapa (field mustard), 1873 nucleotides long. RefSeq names its product meiosis-specific protein ASY2-like. The record is from RefSeq and is a predicted model, not a curated record. NCBI's taxonomy places the organism in Eukaryota, Viridiplantae, Streptophyta, Magnoliopsida, Brassicales, Brassicaceae.
CAAGAAGAGACUAGAAAUUUUCCCGAGAGAUAUCCAGAAGCAAGUCACCGAGGCAAAGAGAAUGGGGACUCUUCCAGACUUAAGCGCGAUGCUAGCUGCUCAACUGGGACUGGCUAGCGGGGGCGGGCCCUCGACGGCCGUCCCUCGUGCUGACGAGGUUCCUCCUUCCGAUGCUGCAAAUACUGGAAAAGGUAGGAAGAGGAAGAGGGGUAACUCGGGUGUCGAGGAGAGUGCUGGGGAGGCGAGUGGCGUCCCUCUUUCCGGUGAUCCUCAGAAGAAGAAGAAAAGGAGGAAGAAGACCAAGAGGUCUGUUGAGGUUCAGUCGGAGGAUCCCGAGGAGCCAACUGGAGCUGAGGAGGAAGAAGAAGAAACCCAACCUGAAGAGGAGGUUUCUGAGGCUGAAGUCUCGAGAGAGCGAGACGAAGCGGGGGAAGCAGAUGGAUCUGAGGAUUCCCUUAACGUCGCCGUCCUGGACGGUUCUGAUGAAGAUAGCGGAGAGUCGCCGCUUUUAAUGAGGAGGCACAACGAUGAGAUCGACGAUGAAGUACGAUCUCCUACUUUGGCGUCUCCUCGCGAGGGAAUCCCAGCUAUUACUGGGACUGGGGCCGUUCAGAUCGGCACGUCUCCUCGCGGCUCUGCUGUCUUAAGGAGGGCUCCCGGGAUUAACUUUCCGGACAAAGUCUCCUUCCACUACGAGGGGCCGGCCCCUCUGGCGUAUGUUCCCGAGAAGUGCGGGGAGUUUCUUCGCCAACUCAGGGGGAGGGCGAAACCUCUACCUGCCGUGAAGGACCUCAUCUUUGGGAGUGAAUACGAGGAGGCUGCGAGGGCAAAGCUGCUGGGAGACGGCGCGAUGAAUGUCGUAAUCGACAAAUACGACACUGCCCUGAAAGGAGUCUCGACUGAACUUGAGCUGGCCAAGAAGGAGCACGCGGAGAAAGAGGAAGCUUCUGCUCGUCGGCUAAGUACGUCAAAGGCUAACGUUGAGAGGCUCAAUGGGAUGGUCACUCGCACGAUAGCUCGAAGAGACGAACUCAAGGCCGAUUUGGUGGCGUCUCGCGGGGUUAUCCAUGAGCUCGAGCAGAAGAAUGCCGAGCUCGAGAGCGAGAAGGCUUCACUCGCUGCAUCUCAUGAAAGAGAGAUGAAGCGCCUUAGGGAUUUCAGGAUCUUGGAAGUGACGAAGGAAAGAGGAAGGGUUGAAGCUGAGAUGUCUGCAAAGGCUAAUCGUCGCUUCGCCAAGAUUCGCUCCCGAGAGGAACGCCGAAGUCUUUACGACAAGGCUCGGUUGCUUCAUAGCCAAGCUUUUGGGACCAGGAAAUGCCUUGAAGCCUUAAAGAGGGCUGGGAGCGACAUCUUGCAAGCCACGAUCGAUCUUUUCGCGGAGCAAGAGAAGAAGUACGAGCAGGAGGCCGAGGACCUCAAGGUUGGCGAGAUACCCGAGGGGGAUCUCACGCUUUCUCCUCUUGUACUGGAUUCCCAGUUUGUAGAUGCUCGUAUUUUGGCGAGUCUUGAUCCUUACGGGUCCAACGCCAGUCUGAUUGACCCAGAGACCGCAGCAAAUCUUGUUACUCUGCCUUCUGAUCCAAUCGAUGGACGUCGUGACGAGCCGACGCCUUUUGUAGAGGGUUCUUCGGCUGCGUUUGAGGGGGAGACGCCUAAUCGGGGGACCAACGCUGCUGAAGACGGUGCUCCUGUCCUCGUGCUCUCGGAUACUUCGGCUGAAGGAUCUCGUCGAGGUAACGAGGAGGUUGCUCACGAGUCGAGUGUUAGGGCUUCGGAGCUUUCUGCCCUCAACGAUCGUGAGAGCGACCGAGAGGAUUAGCGUCUCUUGUAUGUUGUUUUCUUUCGAGUCUUAUAUGACUCAUUGUUGUAACUU